AUGUCAAGGUGGCUGGCGAAGCAGCCGCGGACCUCUACGGCUACGGCCACUCCAACGUGCUUUUCAAGCCUACCAAGGCGAAGGAUUGCCAGUUCCGCCCCUCAGCGUGGCAGGCCAUGUCCUAUUUCGUGGGCUGCCAUGCUGUGGACGAGGGGAUUCCUGAGGACGCAGGCUUCGCCAUCAAUGGUGGCAAAGGCUGGGCCGACGUGGUCUUUGAUAACCACUUCAUCAACGUCAUUGGCGAGGUUGCUAUUGCCAUGGGCAACUAUUNNAUGGAAGCAAGACCAAGGUGGAGUACACCUUCGGCUACGCCAAGAACUUGGAUGGCAAG
This is a messenger RNA of Symbiodinium pilosum, 331 nucleotides long. The record is from the annotation of a GenBank genome assembly. NCBI's taxonomy places the organism in Eukaryota, Dinophyceae, Suessiales, Symbiodiniaceae.